Molecule: messenger RNA, 4618 nt
Organism: Numida meleagris (helmeted guineafowl)
Lineage: Eukaryota; Metazoa; Chordata; Aves; Galliformes; Numididae
Gene: DCLK2
Product: doublecortin like kinase 2
Exons: 17
Coding region: 384-2522 (712 amino acids)
Biological process (GO): protein phosphorylation; intracellular signal transduction
Molecular function (GO): ATP binding; protein kinase activity
Source: RefSeq, a predicted model, not a curated record
GGAGGCUGCGCCGCUCCCCGCGCCGACCGGCGGCCGUAGGGGCCGCGGUGCCCUCGCGGCCGAAUAGGCGCUCGGUCCCCACCCCCUUCUCCGCGGCUGGGAACGGGCCGAGGAGGGAGCAGCGCGCGGCAUCCUCCGCAUUGUGCGAGCUGCGCGGGCACAGCGCGGAGGUGCGGCCGCGGGGCUCCCUCGAGCCUCCCGCCCCGGCGCCGCCGUUAGCCGGGAGCCGCCGAGGAGUGAGGGAUGCUUUUGCGUGCAGCAGCGGGAAGCGGCGGAGCCGGCGGCUGCCAUCGCGGGGCAAGCGGGAGUAGCCCUCCCGGCGCGAGCGGCCGGGCGCGAUGCUGAAUUAGGCGCGUGCGGCCCGAGGACGGGCAGCGGUCCCCAUGGCGAGUAGCCGGAGCAUCGAGCUGGAGCACUUCGAGGAGCGGGACAAGAGGCAGCAGCGCGCCGGGCCGCGGCGCGGCGGAUCGGGCUCGGGCAGCGGCGCGGGGCCGCGGGGCAACGGGCUGAUCCCCAGCCCCGCGCACAGCGCGCACUGCAGCCUCUACCGCACGCGGACGCUGCAGGCGCUAAGCUCGGAGAAGAAAGCGCGCAAAGCCCGCUUCUACCGCAACGGGGACAAGUACUUCAAGGGCUUGGUGUAUGCCAUCUCCAGCGAUCGUUUCCGCUCCUUCGACGCUCUCCUCGCCGAGCUCACCCGCUCUCUGUCGGACAACGUGAACCUGCCCCAGGGUGUCCGCACCAUCUACACCAUCGACGGCAGCAAGAAGCUCUCCAGCCUGGACGAGCUGCUGGAAGGUGAAAGUUAUGUAUGCGCAUCCAAUGAACCGUAUCGGAAAGUUGAUUAUACCAAGAAUGUCAAUCCAAACUGGUGUGUGAACAUAAGGACCGGGUCCACUCGAUCUCUGACAUCUUUGACAUCUACAAAGAGUGAAGUGAAGGAGAGUAAAGAUUUCAUUAAACCCAAACUGGUGACUGUUAUUAGGAGUGGAGUAAAACCACGAAAAGCUGUGAGAAUUCUGCUGAAUAAGAAGACUGCUCACUCCUUCGAACAGGUUCUGACUGACAUCACAGAAGCCAUUAAGUUAGAUUCGGGUGUAGUCAAGAGACUUUGUACACUGGAUGGAAAGCAGGUGACAUGCUUGCAGGACUUCUUUGGAGAUGAUGAUGUCUUCAUUGCAUGUGGACCUGAAAAAUAUCGGUAUGCUCAGGAUGACUUCGUUUUGGAUCACAGUGAAUGUCGUGUUAUGAAGUCAUCUUAUUCCCGAUCAUCUGGCAUGAGGUAUUCUGGGUCCAAAAGUCCAGGACCUUCACGUCGAAGCAAAUCACCUGCCUCAGUUAAGAGGGGUGGCCACUACUCCAGUGCUUAUUCUUCAGCAAAAUCCCCAGUUAAUGGAACUCCAAGCAGUCAAUUAUCCACUCCAAAAUCUACAAAGUCCUCCAGUUCUUCACCAACAAGCCCAGGCAGCUUUCGUGGACUCAAGAUCCCUCCACAUGGUGGAUCAUCAUCCAAUGUGAAUGGUGUACCUGAAUCACUCCAUUGCCACAGUCCUGAAGGUGUGAAUGGAAACAAGUGCUCAGGGUCAUCCACCAUUCUUGAGAAGUAUAAAGUUGGAAAAGUGAUUGGUGAUGGCAAUUUUGCUGUUGUGAAGGAGUGCAUAGAACGAUCCACAGGAAAGGAGUUUGCACUGAAGAUUAUAGACAAGGCUAAAUGCUGUGGAAAGGAACACCUGAUUGAAAAUGAAGUGUCUAUUCUACGUCGAGUGAAGCAUCCAAAUAUCAUUAUGCUGAUAGAGGAAAUGGACACUCCAACAGAACUCUAUCUGGUGAUGGAGCUGGUCAAGGGAGGAGAUCUAUUUGAUGCUAUCACUUCUUCUACAAAAUACACAGAGCGAGAUGGGAGUGCAAUGGUCUACAAUCUGGCCAGCGCGCUCAAGUACCUUCACGGCCUCAACAUUGUGCACAGAGACAUCAAGCCAGAAAAUCUCCUGGUCUGUGAAUACGCAGAUGGAACCAAAUCUUUGAAGCUAGGAGACUUUGGACUGGCAACUGUGGUUGAAGGACCUUUAUAUACCGUCUGUGGUACGCCCACAUAUGUGGCUCCAGAAAUCAUUGCAGAGACAGGAUAUGGCUUAAAGGUGGAUAUUUGGGCUGCAGGCGUGAUCACAUACAUACUGUUAUGUGGAUUUCCACCUUUUCGCAGUGAAAACAACCUUCAGGAAGACCUUUUUGAUCAGAUACUUGUUGGGAAGCUGGAAUUUCCUUCACCCUACUGGGAUAACAUCACUGAUUCAGCAAAGGAGUUAAUUAGCCUGAUGUUACAUGUGAAUACUGAAGUCCGAUAUACAGCAGCACAGAUCUUAAGCCAUCCCUGGGUGUCAGAUGACACUUCCCAGGAGAAUAAUAUGCAAGCUGAAGUAACAGGUAAACUGAAGCAGCACUUUAACAACACCCUACCCAAGCAAAACAACACAUCUGCUGGGGUUUCUGUCAUCAUGGUCCAAGGCAAUGGUACGUACUAACUGCAGUGCUUUGUUCUGCUGCACAAAAAAAAUACAUGUGCUUUGUCUGUCACAAGGAGAAAGGAGAAAUAAUUCAGCCAGUCUGAAGUGGAAAGAGCCUUAAAGCCACACAAAAACAUUAAAGUAAAGUAAAAAUCUUAAACGCUUGCAAAGAACUUUUCUGUAUUAAGGGAUGCAUACUUGAAAUUUUCUAAGCUAGCACUGAUAACAACUAGUUAUUUCUCACUUCUUCAGACACAUCUCAGUCUAUUCCCCUAAGAGCAAUUUUGUGCAUGUGUACAUCUUACAAUAUCUGAAAGCAAUUAGAAGAAGUACACAUCUGCUACCGUUUGCGCCACAAAGUUAUAACACUGGAUACCCUUCUGUGUCCUGAGUGCAGGCUGACAGCUGACAAACUUUUCUUGUGAACGCGACACAGACAACAGCCAAGACUAACAAAAUGUGGAAUUGCAUGAUGAGUGAAAAAAAACAACUAAAAUAAUGACACAGCAAGGAAAAAAAACAUAAAAAGCAACCUACUGAAAUAGAAAUUGUUUCUAUUUCAAAUAAAAAUUGUGAGACUAAUUCCAGAACAACCUGCCUUCCAUAUACUUGCCAACUAUUGAAGACCUCUACUUGAAAAGCUGGAGCUGCCAGUCAAGCUUUCUUUGCCGAAGUCAGAUAAAAUCUGAGUUCUGGUACCCAGUAGUGAAAUCAUUUUUCACUCCCUAGCUACAUGACCAGUUAGUUAGGAGAACAGACAAUAAGUACUUUGGUCCUGCUUUGGUCCCUGAUAGCUUUGAUGCCAUAAACUACAGUGGAGAUCACAUGCCAAAUUUAACUCUUAUCAGAAAAUUAUUUCAGUAUCUAGAACAAUAAAUUUAGACAACUUCCACUAACACUUAGAAAUUGUCACAUUACAGAAGUCCUUCUGAAUAAUUAAAAGAAGAGACAUAAAAAGCAGACCACCCAUUCUUACUUCAAAACUAGCACCUCCUAGCUGAAAACAAAAGAGUUCUAUGUAACAGUAUCUUACAAUGCUUACACAUAUUAUAAGAAGAGAUAUCCAUGCAGGUGAAACGUGUUUGUGCUCUUCUUCUCACUUGAAGUAUCAUACAUUUGUGAAUUACUGUAGAAAGCCCAAUCAAUCUGCACUUGACGAGAGAAAGCGUAUCUUGUACCAUUCCACAUAACUGAAUAAACUACAAAGAACUUAAUCUGUAUUAACUUAAAUCUGUAUUCUCACUGGUACUUGUGGUUAAACCAAGAAGUAUAGGGAUUUACAGCGAUCAAUAUCAGCCUUCAAACUGUGAAACAAGACCCAUUAUGCUGUCCCUCCAAAUCUGGGAAAACAACUCUGAAAUUUUUGACACAGGAACUGUCAGAUUUCCCUCUUGCUCACUUCAGACAUUCUACUAGCAAUGAAAUAUUAAACCACAGUUUAUAUUGAACUUCCAACAGCUUUCAGAGGGUAUGAAAGUUGUAUGAUUUAGCAGACACAUCACAUUUUCCAAGAAAAUCUACCUGAUGCACUACAGAGUUCUCAGUUUCCAGGCUAACCUGCUACUCUUUCUUCCGCUUGCAUUUUUAGUGAUAGCAUUCAGAAAUUAUGUAUUUUUGCCACUGCAUCCUGUCAACUUUUCAAAAACAAGCAGUAAAAGAUUCUACUCUGAGACAGAAAAAUUCCCUAGGCUGCCAUCUGUCACCUUCACACACCAAUAGUUCUGGUCUUUACAGAAGCACAUAUUAUGUUCAAAUUAAAAGGUAACUAGUUAACUCUCUGUGUCUGCACAAAUGCAGGUACAUACAUUUUUGCUAAUAUAAAAAGAGUUCAGACAAUAUCACAAUCGCUUGUUGUUGGUUUUUCCUCCACAUCAGACUUGCAAAAAAAAUUGUCAAUUUGAACCACCAUGGCAAACAUAUAUUUUGCAAGAUACCUUUUCCAAAGCAAGCACUAUAAAAAACCAACAAUUUUAUAAGUUUUCUAAUGUUAUUUCUCCUUUUUUCUGGUUCUAAUGCAUGCACUUAAUGUCUUGUAGAUUGUUUUAACACUGAGUUUAACACAGGGCUUUGAUUUAACUGCUGGGUUUUUUUUAUUUUUUUUCCUUGGGUUUUUU